This is a messenger RNA of Musa acuminata subsp. malaccensis (wild Malaysian banana), 540 nucleotides long. Its product is annotated as small ribosomal subunit protein uS14. The record is from RefSeq and is a predicted model, not a curated record. Gene Ontology annotation, molecular function: structural constituent of ribosome; zinc ion binding. Gene Ontology annotation, cellular component: ribosome; cytosolic small ribosomal subunit. Gene Ontology annotation, biological process: translation. NCBI's taxonomy places the organism in Eukaryota, Viridiplantae, Streptophyta, Magnoliopsida, Zingiberales, Musaceae.
CCCGUCCCUCGACGCGUUGUUAUUGGUCGAGGGAUUUGAGGCGAUCGGGCGAGAGCGCGGCGCGGGGCGGGCAGAGAGAUGGGGCACUCGAACGUCUGGAACUCGCACCCCAAGAACUAUGGACCUGGUUCUCGUGUUUGCCGAGUUUGUGGGAACCCCCAUGGACUGAUCAGGAAGUAUGGACUUAUGUGUUGCAGACAGUGCUUCCGCAGCAACGCCAAAGAAAUUGGCUUUAUUAAGUACCGCUGAAGAUGUUUGCAUUAUUCGAGAUGGAGCCUGCAGGAUGGAGCUUGUCUCAGAAGUUUGUUACUGAACUCCAUUAAUGUGAUCCUAUGAAUUUUGUUUACCUAUUGAACUUUUUGAUUUAGUUGGAACUUAACAUAGUGAUCUGAAUCACAUUGACUUGUUAUGGUUGUUGAUGUCAUUUCUCCAGUUGUCCCAUUUCAUUCUUCUCAUGCUUGAACUGCCGCCAUAUCUGUUUAAUUCUAUGCAUAUUUUUUUUGUAGAAAUGAAAUACAUGCAUGUUUCAAUGUUGUAUAA